Cyanidioschyzon merolae strain 10D is the source of this 1671-nucleotide messenger RNA. RefSeq names its product similar to iron-sulfur cluster-binding protein. Gene Ontology annotation, biological process: tRNA processing; tRNA queuosine(34) biosynthetic process. The record is from RefSeq and is a predicted model, not a curated record. Lineage: Eukaryota; Rhodophyta; Bangiophyceae; Cyanidiales; Cyanidiaceae. The transcript has a single exon. The coding region runs from base 1 to 1671 and encodes 556 amino acids. Gene Ontology annotation, molecular function: epoxyqueuosine reductase activity.
AUGAGCGAACACUAUCGAAACAGUCUGCGUUGGUGCAUAGGACUACACCGAAGUUUGUUGUCGUGGCCGCAGAAACGGCCAGGUUGCCAACGCACUGGGUUGCGGUCUCCAGUGACCGGGACGCACAAAGCACCGGUUACUGCUCACUGGAAAACGCGGGAUCAUGAACGUGCCGUAAAGCAUACUGCGUCUUUGUGGGCCGGCGGACAAAAACGGUUUCCCUGGCGCGGAGACUUUGACGUCUUGGCUCCAUGCGUGCCGCUACUUCGUUUUCCCAGUUCGAAACGACAGCUUGUAGCGAGUAGACACGACGAGGCUGGAAGCGAGCACGCCCCUGCGGACCAGCACAAGUGCGAGCACAUCGCCACCGUAUCGUUGGAAGGAGCGCUUGCAAAAGACCCUGUCUCCACGGGCGUCUAUGCCGCAGUGCAGGACCCGGAGCGCUCCACCAGCACAGAGCAUACGCAGCGUGCUCCCGCGUCACCGAGCGGCACGUCGCGGAAACGACCACGGAAUAUGACACCAUAUCGACCGGUGCGCUCAGAAGUGGACUACCGAGCACUCGUCGACGACGAGCUACCCCGUAUCGUCAAGGGGCUCGGUCUUGGGCCGACGGCAGUGCUCGCGCUGGAUCCGCAACAUCCUGGACCGACUGAACAAGCCAAAAAUGCAUACCUUUCGUGGCUAACCGCUGGGUAUCACGGCAGUAUGGAGUACAUGGCCCGGACGGAUCGCAUACGGCGGGCUUUGAACUACGAACAAAUCCUGCCUGGUGUUCGAGCGAUCGUUGUAACGACACUGUUCUACUGGCCGGGCAAGUCGGGGUUCACCGCACCCGCAGACGCCGCAACACCGAACCGAGGCACCGUCUCCUGCUACGCGUGGGGUCAGGACUACCACCGCACGCUGGGGCAAAAGCUGAAGCAGCUCGCAGAGGAGAUUCAUGCAUACGCAGGAGGUCAGGGGCGCUACUACGUGGACACCGGUGCUUUGCUGGAACGACAUAUCGGCGAAAGUGCUGGCCUGGGUUUUGUGGGAAAAAAUAGUCUGCUCAUUCAUCCGCAGCUCGGAAGUGGCUUCUUUCUUGGGGAGGUCCUAACGACGCUGCCGCUUCCGAGCAAACGGCCGGAUCUCUCUGGACGCGGUGGCUGCGGACGUUGUCGAAAAUGUCGGACGGCUUGUCCAACUGGAGCGAUUGUCGAAGACCGAGUUGUCGAUGCUCGACGAUGCAUCUCUUACUUGACGAUUGAACUGAAAGAUGCGAUUCCGGAAGAAUACCGCGAAGCGAUCGGCUCCCUCAUCUACGGCUGCGAUAUCUGCCAACAGGUAUGUCCCUGGAAUCAAUUCGACUGGGAGGGAUCACCUACGAGCCCGCUUUUCGGUGAGGUACCCCAGGAUGUCCGCGAACCGGAUCUCUUGGCGUUACUGGACCUGAACGAGGUUUCUUUUCAAGAACGAUUCAGGGAUUCACCGAUACGGCGGAUCGGCCUUGAGCGCCUCCAGCGGAACGUGCUUGUAGCGCUGGGUAAUGUGGGGAAUCCGCACCAGUCAAGAGCUCGUCUCGUUCGAUUUCUUGAGGAGAAUGAAAGCGAAUUACUGCGAGAACAUGCCCGUUGGGCGCUUGAUCGCAUUGAACGGCGAGAAAAAGCUGCUGCGCCUUUUGCAGGUUGA